AAAGGGGAACUUCCGGUCUAUAAUGUGACCCUCAGAGGUAUUUCCCUAUAUAAAGAGUAUUUCGGGACUCUACCCACAAUGACCUCCCCUGCGGUAAAUAUUAGGGAACCUUUUAACCACUCCCCCUGAUACAGAGGAUCACUCCUGGUUGUUGCAGCUGACCCGAGAUGGCCACGUCUCCCCUCAAAGACUUUCUGGUCACAUAUUUGAUGCCAGAAAAAUGUUACGAGAGGAUUGUCGUCAACUUUCACUUAAACGGGCCUUGUUUAAAGUUUAUUCUGAACAGAAUCGCGGGAUUAUGCAUCAUUCUGGACAUUUUUCUGGCACAGCUACCUCAGCUGUUAAAGAUACUCUGGAGAGGAAGCGCGGAUGGUCUGAGUCUGACCGCCAGCCUGCUGCAACUUUACGCCUUCUCAUGUCCUGUUGUGUACGCCAUGGCCCACAACUUCCCAUUAUUCGCCUGGGCUGAGAGGCUCAUCACAUUGACUCAGGCAGCAGCAAUCAUUUUCCUUAUCCUGCGUUAUCGUGGUGAAACCUUCAAAGGAAUGCUGUUUCUCUUGGCCUACAGUGGUGUCAUGUUCCUCCUGGGCUCCUACACAGUUAAAGCAGUCGCCUCAGUGCUGCAGGCCUCCAGUCUGACGGCUUUAAUUGCAAGCAAGGGUUUCCAGGCUGGAACAAACUACAAGAAUGGUCACACAGGCCAACUGUCCACUCUGUCAGUGUCACUCUCAUGGACAGGCUCUCUGGGCGUUCUCUCAGUGUCUCUACAGGACACAGGUAGCUCACUCGAGACUCUGUCACACGCGCUGUCUGCCUGCCUCAGCUGCGCCCUCUUGGCCCAGGUUCUCUGCUACAGAAGCAGCACAGCCAGCACUAAAAAGAAGAGCGAGUAGAGGAGGGGGGGACAAUGACUAAUGAACAAUCAAUACUUGGGGAUUCUGGGCUGGAUUUUGGCAUGACAGUAACUACAAAUACAGUUUACACUUGUUGUCAUACAAUUUAAUACUUUAUUAUUUACUGUAACAGUAUUUCAAAAGGGUGAGAGGGAAUAUUUUGUCUCCCUCUAGUGUUUUAUAUGAGAAUUACUUUUGACUUUUGACUCGGUUGUUGUUUCUUGGGUGUGGUCGGUGACUGUGUUACUUUUUGUCCAACUGUUUUUUUUUUACUGAAGUUUUGAAAAGUGCAACUUGAACACUUUUAAUUCAAGUACAAACUGGCUGACCAUGAACAUCAAUGCUAAACAAACACAAAGUCUUAAAACAUUUACACAAGAAUAUAUUUCAUAAGUCAGAGUAAUAUUUAAAAAGCUGUAAAAGGGAGGAGGAAGUGGAGUCAUGUGACAGUCAUGAGCAUCCACACUGAACUUAAUUCAGGUCACAUACUUUCACUUUAGGCUCCUAUGCGAUAGUACAAGCAGUAUCACACUAAUGAUGUUUGAAUCGCUGACUUGAGGAAAUGUUCCUUCCAACCCCACAAAGGUAAUUCCAGUUGGACAGCUUAAUGUUGCAGUUUACCCCCUGAGUUUUUUUUUCUCUCCAUUCAUCCCUGUUUCUUUUAUAACCCUUUAAAGUAUUUGUGUCUCCAGAGAAGUCAUAUAAAAAAAACAACCUUUAUGUGUCUAUAAACUGAGUUGCCAGGUUGCUAACUGGAGUAAACACAAACAUUUACACCUUUAAAGCUACUGAGCUCACUGGAGCAGCUCAAAGAGUCAGUCAAUAAUUUCUCACAUUUUUACUGCUGCUCUCAGAGACUGAACAUUAUGAAACUUGGAGACAGAGAGGGAACUUCAAGCAACUAAAGCAGUCAUAUUUAACCACACAUAUGACCUUGAAUAUACAGGAACCUGUUGAUGUUUAUAGACUUUUCCCUAAGAGACAGUUUUAUAUGUAAAACCUUUUAUCUGAAUGUCAGCUGCUGUGAACACAAUGUGAAGUGUUGUGGAGUUAACACUGAUUUUUCCAGGAGCUCUGCUUGGACACAUUGAAGUGACUGAGGGAGUUCAUGUUCACCAAUGACACAUUCACUUUGUUUUGGCAAUAACUUGUGAUUCUCCAUCCAACUGAACACAAAAACACUUGUAAUGUAAGUGUUUUACAUUAAUGUCAUUGCUUUAUAACUUAUAUAAAUGUUGAACUGUACUGUGAACUGGAUUUAAUAUGAUGUGAAUUUUGUCUCUGAAUAUGAAUUUAGUAAUAAAAUCUUGUUUGGGUACCAUAAA
This is a messenger RNA of Notolabrus celidotus (New Zealand spotty), 2218 nucleotides long. Its product is annotated as mannose-P-dolichol utilization defect 1 protein-like. Bases 168 to 893 code for a protein of 241 amino acids. Gene Ontology annotation, biological process: oligosaccharide biosynthetic process. The transcript has 7 exons. The record is from RefSeq and is a predicted model, not a curated record. Lineage: Eukaryota; Metazoa; Chordata; Actinopteri; Labriformes; Labridae.